This is a messenger RNA of Stegostoma tigrinum, 1750 nucleotides long. RefSeq names its product beta-adrenergic receptor kinase 1-like. Bases 89 to 1750 code for a protein of 553 amino acids. Gene Ontology annotation, biological process: G protein-coupled receptor signaling pathway; regulation of signal transduction; protein phosphorylation. The transcript is spliced from 18 exons. Lineage: Eukaryota; Metazoa; Chordata; Chondrichthyes; Orectolobiformes; Stegostomatidae. Gene Ontology annotation, molecular function: ATP binding; G protein-coupled receptor binding; G protein-coupled receptor kinase activity. The record is from RefSeq and is a predicted model, not a curated record.
CUCACUGUCCCCGAACUCAUUCACUGUCCCCUCUCUCACUCACUGUCCCCUCCCUCACUGACUCCUCCUCCUUCCGCCUCCCCUGUCGAUGUCAGGAAUCAAGGUGAACCACUUGAUGGGGAGAGGUGAGUUCUCAGCACAGAACGUGGAGAGAUUCACCCUUCCCAGCCGAAGUGUACAGAGUGUGAUGAGGGAAUACCUGACUGAUGCUGGUGAAUUAACUAUCAGAAAGAUGAUCAGCCAGAAACUAGGAUAUCUGUGCCUGAAAGAGUUCUGCUCACAGCAUGUGCCACAGAUGCUGGUUCUGUUUAAUUUCUAUGACCAGAUCCGAGCAUAUGAGAAGUUGGGCAGUGACGAAGCCCGCCGUCCACUUGCUCGGGGAAUCUAUCAGAGGUUUAUCAUGCCGGAGCUUCUCUCUUUCCCAGAGGCAUUUACACAAAGUGUCAUCAGUGAGAUUCAGUAUUGUCUUCACCAGCAUCGGUAUCCCCAAAAUCUCUUUCAGCCGCUCGUUUCAGAUAUCUGCCAGGCCCUCUCUCGACAGACCUUCAACCGGUUUCUGAACAGUAAAUAUUUCACCAGAUUCUGCCAAUGGAAAAAUGUCCAACUGAGCAUCCAUCUGGGAGUCGAUGAUUUUCGGAUCGAGGCUCCAAUGCACCGACAUUCCUUCGGCAAGAACUACAAAUGUCAGAAGGUCGACACAGGCAAAAUUUACAGGAUGAAGUGUUACAGUAAGAAAUACCUGAAGCUGAAGGGUGCUGCUGGCCUUGCUCUCAAUGAGCAGAAGGUUCUGACUAUUCUCAGUGAAGAGGACUGCCCAUUCAUUGUACAAAUGACAUAUACUUUCCAAACAGAUGACAUGCUCUAUUACAUCCUGGACUACACUGCAGGUGGUGACCUGCAAACUCUGACCAAAGACAAUCAUUUGUUGGAAACAGAAGCUCGGUUUUACACCGCAGAGAUCAUUCUGGGAUUGGAGCAUAUGCACAAACACUCCAUCGUUUACAGAGACCUGAAGCCCUCAAACAUCUUGCUGAACAGGAGCGGCCAUAUUAGAAUAGCAGAUACACACCUGGCAUGUGACUUCUCUAAAACCCUUCCAACUGCCACAGUAGGUUCACAUGGAUACGUGGCUCCUGAGGUUCUGGAGGACGGCACGGCCUAUAACAGCAGUGCUGAUUGGUUCUCCCUUGGUUGUCUCCUGUACCAUCUCAUUGAAGGUCACUCUCCAUUCUACCAGAAGAAAUCUGAGGAGAACAGAAAAUAUGGACGCCGAACAGUGACUACGUCUCUUGAACUCCCACAUAACUACACACCAGAGCUUGUGUCACUACUGAACGGUUUGCUGGAUCGAGUUGUGAAUCAGAGAUUGGGUUGUUCGAGUAAAGGGGCAUUGGAAGUGAAAUCGCACCAAUUCUUCCGCAAAGUAAUCUGGCACAGUCUCUACAUGCAAGAGUACGUUCCACCACAGAUCCCUGUUCGGGAAAAGUUAGCAGAUUCCAGCCUCCCCACUGAGGACAUGGAGAGCAGACGUGUCUCGUUGGUUCGGAGCGAUGAGGAACUGUACUGGAAUUUUGCUGUGACCAUGCCAGAACGCUGGGCCUCGGAAGUUGUCGAUACAAUUUUCUGGGAUGUGAAUGAAGCAGCAGACCAAGCAGAGACUGCUGAAGCAUUAAGGCCCUCGGAUUCUGAUGGCCUGGCAGGUACGGAGAGUGAUUUGUGGAGCCUUGCAGGCUUGUUGCUAGGCCCUUAA